AUGCCUGCUGACAUCUGGAAGAGGAUGUACAAGUUGUUCAUCGACUUCGACAAGGAGCGAGCACGAUUGAUCGAGAACCGGAAGGCUGCAAAGCAAAGGAAGAGGACGUUGACGAGGAGGGUUCAGGUGGAGAUGACAUGGACUUGUCCUCUUGCAAAGUGCAGCAGAAAAUUCAACAGCGCCAGCCGCCUCAAUCAACAUCUUUGCCACCAUUUCCCCAACGCUCCCGACACCAAGAGGUUUUAUUGCAGGUUUGCUCUCUGCAAUAAGAGCUACCGAGACCUCGACCGCGCUCUCCGCCACAUGCGCAAUCUAUGUCCUCUGCGAACGAAGGAGAAUCGAGGUCCAUGGUUCUGCCAGUCCUGUGGAGCAAGAUUCGAGUACAAGAACGCAUGCUAUAGCCAUUUAGUCUAUUGUCAGAUGUACACCAAGUCGAGCCGACCUGGUUAA
Molecule: messenger RNA, 450 nt
Organism: Guillardia theta CCMP2712
Lineage: Eukaryota; Cryptophyceae; Pyrenomonadales; Geminigeraceae
Exons: 1
Coding region: 1-450 (149 amino acids)
Source: RefSeq, a predicted model, not a curated record